AUGGUGAGAACUUUGGAAGUAGAGGCAUAUAACUUUUUUAUGACUUUACAUGAUAAAAGUUGGAAAGAAUCUAACGAAAAACUAGGAAAAGUUACGUUAGAUAUACUCAAUAUCUUGAGAGAUAUUUGGAAAAAUUCUGCCUUUGGCCCAAAGUUGGUUAAGUCACAAAGUGAAGGGACAUAUAUGACUAAUGUGAUAGUUCCAAUGAUUCGAGCAUCAUUAAAAGAUCUUCCAAUUGGGAAAUCUGGUUAUAUUUCUACAGCUGAGCGUCAAAGUAUAGCUAGUAAAGAUCGAAGAGGAAUUGGAAAAUGA
Rhizophagus irregularis DAOM 181602=DAOM 197198 is the source of this 312-nucleotide messenger RNA. The record is from RefSeq and is a predicted model, not a curated record. Lineage: Eukaryota; Fungi; Glomeromycota; Glomeromycetes; Glomerales; Glomeraceae.